AUGACAAGCAAAGCAGAAAAGUUGAGGCAACUCUUCGCAGGAAGCGCCACUGAGAGUGAGGAUACUGCCAGUGCCAAGACGAAGAAGGAGCGCUUCGAGGAGCAGAGUUGGGACUCACUGAAGUCGAGUCUCUAUUACGAGAUUCUGCGGGAGCACAGAGAUGUCAUCAUCGAUUCGAUGUCCAAGAGCACCAUCCACAGUGCUCUUGAUCUGAGAGACGGGUUCUAUCAGAUCCUAAUGCGACGGAAGGACGCCCCCGCGGCCUUCAACAGAUGCGUCACGCAUCUAUUACGCUCGGGUCGUGAUCGAGUCGUCUACUACCCGUCGCGUCAGCUGAAGCAAGCUGGGCGAAACUACCCUGUGGAUGACAAGGAACUUCUUGCCAUGAAGUAUGCACUCGCGAUGUUCCGAGUGUACUUACUCGGGAACACACCGUUCGUGGUCUAUACGGACCACGCGUCGUUGCGGACGGCUGUGAAGUCUCCGCACAUGUCGCAACAAAUGGCGAGAUGGUUGUCCUUCUUCGCGGAGUACAACUUCCGGUACAAGUGGGUGCGCAAGUACGUGCGUACUUGCGAUGUGUGCCAGCGAGUGAAGCCUGCGGCUCACUUGCAGGCUCCUCUGCAACCACUACCGACUCCGUCGGAGUGUUGGGAGUCCAUCUCGAUGGACUUCGUGUUUGGUCUUCCGCGCGAUUCCAGGCAGAAGACUGGUAUUGUGGUCUUUGUGGACCGCAUCAGCAAGAUGGUGCAUCUCGCUGCUGUCGCAGCGGAGGUGACCCCCGUACAGACGGCACGUCUGUUCGUCGAAAUGGUGUUCAAACACAAUGGCACGCCAAACGGCUUUGUGUCCGACCCGGACUAUCCGCAGAUGGACGGGCAAACCGAGCGCGUGAACCGCGUGCUCGUGGACUUGCUGAAAAACUACUUCCAGUCGUUCCACAACUGGAACGACUACAUGCCGAUGGCUGCGAUUGCCAUCAAGAACGCGGUGCAUGCCUCGACGGGGCAUGCACCGUUCUUCGUGAACGCCAUACGGCAUCCACGCCUUCCGAGAACGCUCGGGGCGGUGGCUUCCUCCUUAAGUGGGGGAGAAUCUACGGUUGCGUCCAAACAACCGCAGAAGACAGCUGAAACGGAUAUAUCAGCUGCGACAACACGUGCGAGAGCGAGAGCCCGCACACGACAAGGCGACGUGUCAGCGCCGGUCACUGACACUGGGAGGAACUACAAGCAGGCGACACCUGUGUCAGUGCGGGACACAGAAACCGCGAAGACUCACGCACAGGCCGGACCUGUUACACGCACAAGUGAUGUAUCGAUGCCGAGCAUCGAUCCUGAGAAGAUUCACGCACUGGCGGGGCCUGUUGCGAACACACACGAAGUGUCAGUGCCGGGCACUGACACCCAAAAGAGCCACGCACAGUCUGGGACUGAUGCGACUACAAAUGGCGAGUCUGUGCAGACCACAGACGCGGACAAGACCAACGAGCCGGACCCGGGGUUCAGCUCUCAAGCAAUGGACUUUGUCCAGGAACGACAAGCAGUCGUUCGAUUUGUACAAGAUGCAAUUGCAGCUUCUGCGGAUAGGCAGAAGCUGAACACAGACAAUGUUGGCAGGGGUAAUACAACUGAAUUCAAAAUUGGUUCAUUGGUUUUGUUAGCUACGCAAAACUUGCCUGCUCAUGCGGUUUCUGGAUUUGGAGCAAGCAAGCUUGCCCCGCGCUUCAUCGGACCGUUCAUGGCGACAAAACGUCACGGCAAUGCAUACACGUUGGAACUUCCUUCCGACAUGAGACUCCACCCAACGUUCUACGUUGGGCGCUUGAAGCCAUACGUGCAGCCCGAGUCAUCUAGUCGUGACGACUCGCCGACGACGACGCGCGGCGCGACCUCAGCUUCUCCUAAAGCCGCUUCGCUUCACCUGGAGAAGGCGAACUUGUUCCGACACCUCAACACGCAUGUUUGA
Phytophthora megakarya is the source of this 1968-nucleotide messenger RNA. NCBI's taxonomy places the organism in Eukaryota, Oomycota, Peronosporomycetes, Peronosporales, Peronosporaceae. The record is from the annotation of a GenBank genome assembly.